Molecule: messenger RNA, 1445 nt
Organism: Hemiscyllium ocellatum (epaulette shark)
Lineage: Eukaryota; Metazoa; Chordata; Chondrichthyes; Orectolobiformes; Hemiscylliidae
Product: E3 ubiquitin-protein ligase Siah2-like
Exons: 2
Coding region: 188-1264 (358 amino acids)
Biological process (GO): proteasome-mediated ubiquitin-dependent protein catabolic process; multicellular organism development
Cellular component (GO): cytoplasm
Molecular function (GO): ubiquitin conjugating enzyme binding; ubiquitin protein ligase activity; zinc ion binding
Source: RefSeq, a predicted model, not a curated record
GGGGGCAUCCCCGGGGUGACGUCACGGCGCCGAUGUUGCAAGGUUCUAGAACGCGGUGUUGCGAAUUUUUUUGUUUCUAAACAUUCGGCGGCGGCUGGAAGUGGAGCCGGGGCUGGAGGGAGGGCGGAGGGGGAGAAGCAGGAGGGAAACCCAUGCCCUGGCCCGGCUAUCCUCCUGCUUGCUAGCCAUGAGCCACCCGCCAUCGGCCGGAGCGGGCGGCGGCGGCGGCGGGGUGAGCAAAACCGGCAAGCACACUGCUCCUUCCCCGGGCCCGAACGGCCUGUCGGCGGCGGCGACAGCAGCAGCGAUUGCAUCCGCCACCACCGCCGCUUCCUCCUCCUCCUCUUCCCCCGCUGCUGCUGCUGCCGCCGCCGCCGGGGCAGUGGGUGGCUGCGGGACGGCGGCGGCGAUUAUCGGUGUCGGUUCUCCCCCUCCUCCGCCCUUGCACCAUCACCAGGCGGCGGCGGUGGCUGCCGCUGCUGCUGCUGCCGCCGCCGCCGCCCAAGAACUGACCUCGCUCUUCGAAUGCCCGGUCUGCUUCGACUACGUCCUGCCGCCGAUCCUGCAAUGCCAGGCCGGCCACUUGGUGUGCAACACCUGCCGGCAGAAGUUGACCUGUUGCCCGACUUGCCGGGGCUCCCUCACCCCCAGCAUUCGCAACCUGGCCAUGGAGAAAGUGGCUUCGGCUGUUCUCUUCCCCUGCAAGUAUGCAUCGACUGGAUGUCUGCUGACCCUCCAUCACACUGAGAAGCCAGACCACGAGGAUGCCUGCGAGUAUCGACCUUACUCCUGCCCAUGCCCCGGGGCUUCGUGCAAGUGGCAGGGCUCCCUGGAGCAGGUCAUGUCUCACCUGGUGCACGUCCAUAAGAGCAUCACAACCCUGCAAGGGGAGGACAUUGUCUUCCUGGCCACGGACAUCAACCUGCCCGGGGCGGUGGACUGGGUCAUGAUGCAGUCUUGUUUCGGGCGGCACUUCAUGCUGGUGCUGGAGAAGCAGGAGAAGUACGAGGGCCACCAGCAGUUCUUCGCCAUCGUGCUGCUGAUCGGCGCCCGCAAGCAGGCCGAGAACUUUGCCUACCGGCUGGAGCUGAACGGGAACCGCCGGCGCCUGACCUGGGAGGCAACCCCUCGCUCUAUUCACGACGGUGUCGCCACAGCCAUCAUGAACAGCGACUGUCUGGUCUUUGACGCGGCCAUCGCUCACCUCUUUGCUGACAAUGGCAACUUGGGAAUCAACGUCACCAUUUCGACUUGCUGUUCGUGAUAUUUAUGUGGUGGAGGUGUUUGGGGUUGCUGGUAUUGUGAUGAUCUCUUGCUUAUUUUAUUUUUGGUUGUCUUCUCUAGAUUAGACACAAAAUCAUUGUGAAGCUUUACUGACUGUGCCAAUUUAUUUAAAUUAUGUUGCCAUAAUAGCUUUUUUUAAAUAAAUAUAUAUAUAUAUUUCA